AUGCCACUUAACGAAAGCACCUCCCACGGAACGCAACCUCCGCCGUCUUCGUCCAAGACCGGCCAUCCUCUACCUCGGCGCACCUCUCCCGCGAAUUCUGUCACCCUGCGCCAUCACCGAUUAGCACAAGAUGCAUCAAUCAACGCCGGCCAGGGCUCAGGACCCGCUAUCAAGCCAACUAAGACAGGAUCACCUCGACGAAACUCAUCGGGCGAUAGUCAUGAGACUGGCCAUAGCGAUCCCAACACAUGGUUUGACCAGUCAAAUCAAAACCCAACGGCAACUUUCGACAGCAACGUUAUGGAAGUUGACCCCCCUUUCUUUCAAAAAGAGUCCGAUUCUUCGAAUGAAGAGAAGAUGUACUACAAUCACCAACUUGGUCCCCCUAAACUCACCGCGGCACACAGCAGCAGCGCAGACGAUUACAGAAGUGUCAUUGAUGAUCUCACGGUAGAGAUACAAAAGCUGAGGGAAGAGCUUAAGCGAUACAAGAACACCGGCCCCGAUAUGCUCCGAAAAGAGAAGCUCUUCGAAAUCAAGGUUCAUGGACUGCCAAAGAAGAAGAAGAGAGAGUUGGAGGCGACACUCCGAGAUUUCGCUGCAAGUCUUGAGGGGUCUCCCAACGCGUCAUCAAGACAGAAAAAGAAUUCCCGACACGCUACUCGCGAAAAUAUGUAUUCUGGAUCUGGAUCGAAACAUGCCUCAUCAUCUUCAGGAUCAAAUUUUCGCCCAGCUGACUCUGCAUACGCCUCUAUGUCAACCGGCGCCAACUCGGGAACGUCUGUGAGCCGUCCUAGCAUGGGCUCCCAGGCCAAGUCGUCUGAGGCGGUUGAAAGUUACCUCCGUGAUAUCCCUGAAGGGUUGUACCCGAGACACAUGAUUAUGACGGAGAAAGAGAGAAAGAAGCUUGUUGUUCGCCGACUUGAACAAUUAUUCACAGGCAAGAUUGGUGGGCGCCAUGUGGUGAAGAAGCAGCCCGUGUUGCCCAAUGGAAGUUCUGCAGCCCUAGCACCAGUUGUCGCCGAGACACAGCCCACUAUCUCAAACACGUCAAAUUCUAUCCACGAACCACCAGCCUUGAAUACCAGUGGCAAAGAGCCCACGAGAGAAGCUCGAAUUCUUCCUCUUGAGCAGCAAUCUGGUCACAUUGGUAAAAAGAGUCGAUCUGCUGACAAUGCAUCUGCCUCCAAUUCCAAUGGCGACAAUACCGAGUCCGGCGGUAAUGGCAAUAGUACAGGGUCAGGCACAAACCCUACUCCUCCUAUGACGACCGUACCCGAACAGCGGCCCACACGGCCUCUUGAUUUGGACCCUGACCGUACUCAGGUUCCAGCCGACAACAUGGACUAUAUUCGCCAUCUAGGCUUGGUACCUCCAGAGCUGCUAGCCGAACAACAUAGCCAGGAUGUGCAUCCCGAUGCAGAGGGAUGGGUUUAUCUGAAUUUGUUGUGCAAUUUGGCUCAACUUCACAUGAUUAAUGUGACGCCCGAUUUUGUCCGCUCAGCUGUUUCAGGGAUAAGCACAAAAUUUCAGCUGUCGCCUGAUGGCCGAAAGAUUCGAUGGCGGGGUGGAACGGAGGGAACAAGAUUCAGCAGUGACAGGGACGAGUUCCAGUCUGGAAGCUCAAGCAAGAAUGGCUUGAAGUUUGACCCGCAACUAUGUGCUCCAUCUGAAAGCUUCCAUUACAAGCCCUUGUUCGCUCAGCAGGAUUCAUCGGGUGGUCAAACAUCACUCGAUGAAACCGUCUCUUCCUUUGGCCCUCCAGAGGAAAGUAAUAUCGGUGAAUCGAGAUGGGGAUUGAGUGGCUCAGGAGUCUCCAGCCGCAGGAAGCGCCGCCAUGAUGGUGCUAUCAUCUACUAUAGCGGUGCUCUAUUUUGCACGGAUCUAUCUGGAGAUCCCGGAGAUAUGUCGCCAACGACACAGAUGCGCGCUGCUGGUCAGACUCAGACAGACCAAGAUAACUUCAAGAUCCCCCCAUCACCUCUCAGAAGAACAGAUUCUGGUUCUUUCAUCAACUAUCGGCCGUUGACUGAUCGUGGGCUCUUGUCUAGUCAGCAAAGUACAGCGAUGGAUGUCGAUAGUGAAGAUCCACCCAGCCUGACGGACGAUGCCGACGAUUUGAGCGAGGUCGAUCUGGACUUCACGUGGUCUGAUAAUGCACAGUACAUGCAGCAUUUCCCCCUUGAGCCUUGCGGCUUAGGAGGAGUUUUACCCGAAGACCAUUUCAUGGUUGUUGUUUCAACCAAGCGACCUAAGCAAGACGAUUUGUCUGCGUUACAGCAAGUUGGCGGUAGAAGGUUUAGUGAAAACACGGAUAGUAUCAUUCGGCGAUUGGCAACCAUGUCAACGUUCUCACCGGACUUAGGAGCUUCAAAAUCGCUUCCUGCUACGCACUCUCUUCCCAUUGAGAUCGAAUACAUGUCAGGCCGUAUCAAGCGGCUGGCGCCAGUUUCGCUGCCUCCCCCUGCAAUCUUCUUUCCGCCGUUCAGCCCUACCGAGUCCACAGCCGAUGACGAUUAUGAUGAUUCAGACGAUCUCGACAUGUCUUCGUCCUUAAGAGAUCUUGUUGGCCAACAAACAGCACAACGCCGUUCAGAUGGAUAUCCUGAUGGCGUUGAUCUUAGCAGUGGUGACGAAGAAGGUGAUGAACCUGAUGAUUCACCAAAUCAGAAUAUUUAUGACAUCAAUCGAGACCCAAAGGCAUUGCCAAAUCGGCCCCGGCAAGCCGCACGCCGUACCAGUAGUGCUGCUGCGGCUGCUGGCACUGCUAGGGGUGCAAGCAAGAGUAAUAGCGCCAACCCGGCGCUUUCGCAUGAUGAGACUUCUGUUGAUACUGCUGGAGCGAUCGAAAGUGGUUACAGCAGUAGCAAAGAAAGCGUUUAA
Molecule: messenger RNA, 2883 nt
Organism: Fusarium fujikuroi IMI 58289
Lineage: Eukaryota; Fungi; Ascomycota; Sordariomycetes; Hypocreales; Nectriaceae
Product: probable period clock protein FRQ
Exons: 3
Coding region: 1-2883 (960 amino acids)
Biological process (GO): circadian rhythm; regulation of DNA-templated transcription
Cellular component (GO): nucleus; cytoplasm
Source: RefSeq, a predicted model, not a curated record